Bombus pascuorum is the source of this 1952-nucleotide messenger RNA. RefSeq names its product signal recognition particle subunit SRP68 (gene Srp68). Lineage: Eukaryota; Metazoa; Arthropoda; Insecta; Hymenoptera; Apidae. The record is from RefSeq and is a predicted model, not a curated record. Bases 68 to 1795 code for a protein of 575 amino acids. The transcript has 3 exons. Gene Ontology annotation, biological process: SRP-dependent cotranslational protein targeting to membrane. Gene Ontology annotation, molecular function: 7S RNA binding; signal recognition particle binding; endoplasmic reticulum signal sequence receptor activity. Gene Ontology annotation, cellular component: signal recognition particle, endoplasmic reticulum targeting.
ACCAUUUCUACCAAGCAACAUCUAUAGUUAUUUUGUGAUUGGUGAAAAUUGGGUACGUGGUUAUACGAUGGUCGUCGAAGAAAAAAGUAGUGAUUCGUUUAAGGAAAAUCAAAUAAAUGAUGACACGACACCGAUGGAGCAGAAGACGUACUCGAUGGAAAUUCUGAAAAUAAUAAAAGAAGCACAGCAACAACAUGGGUUGAGACAUGGUGACUAUCAACGAUACCGUGGAUAUUGCUCAAGAAGGUUGAGACGCCUUAGGAAAGUUCUAAAAGUCCCACAAGGAGACAAGCGUCAUUUUAAGAGAAGAGACAUAACAGCCAUGAUGGUUACAGAUGAUAAAUUUUUACAAGUUCCCCUAAUGAUGGCAGAACGUGCUUGGAGUUAUGCUAUGCAAUUGCGUCAAGAAUCUAAUACACAGGCAAGGAAAAAGUUUCACCUGAUAUCAAGACUGAGGAAAGCUGCUACAUAUUCUUUACAGUUGCAAGAACUGAUAGAGAGUGUCAAUUGUGAUGCAAGGACAAAAUUAGAAGCUCAAGCAUAUGUAGCAUGGAUACAUGGGUCCCUACAUUUUGAAUUGCAAUUAUGGAAGAAAGCAAUGGAAAAUCUGAAAAAGGCUCAGGUGGUAUAUGGGAAAUUGGCAUCUGCACUACCAGAAUCUGAGCAAGUAAUGUACAACGCUCGUGUCGAGGAGCUUGCUCCCAGUCUUAGAUACUGUGCCUAUAAUAUAGGAGAUACCACUGCUAUAGAUGAUUUAAUGCAAAUGAGAGGACAACUAAGUGGCGAGUUGUUAGCUAGUUUAGAUUCAUUGAUAGCUCAAACUCGAGAGAAACAAACAAACGCCGAAGAAGUGACCUGGCGGGGCCAGUCCUGCGGUGUAGUUCCAUCAAGAGCAGCUGGUCUUCUAAUCGCCGAUUCUAGACUAAACCAGACAUUAGAGAAAACAGCUACAAAUCAAGCUAAGAUUGAUUUACUGGAAGCGCACUUGAUAGAUUGCAAAGAUGCGAUUUCAGCUGUAAGAGACUUAUUCAAAAAUGAGUUAAAGAAUAAGGACAAUGACAAGCUAUCUCCUCCACAGCAUUUAAUUACAUAUUUGCAAUACAUCAGACUGUCUCGUACACUAGAAAGGAACUUAGCAUUGAUCAAUGCAGCAGCAGAAUCUGCUAAAACAAAACCACAAGAUAUCGUGCGGUUAUAUGAGGCAGCACUUCACAAUCUUGUUGAAAUAUCACAGCUACAGGAUGAUGAAGAGUUUGUACGUGAGCAAGAAGCUAAAACUAAGGGAUACAGAGCUUUUAAAUGUUAUUACAUGGCACAAUCAUUAGCAAAUCUUCACAGAUGGAGAGAAGCCAUGACCUUGUAUCAAAGAUCUGCACAACAUGCAAAAGAUGCACUAGGAUAUGGUAAAAUACUUCCAGAAUCGUUGAAAGAAGCUCUUGAAAAGCUAGAAAUUUCUAUAGAAGGUGCCAAGUAUACAGCACAUGCACACAGCGUUUUAGAAGAUGGACAAGAAGAGGAAUCUGGUGUUAAUAAAUAUACAAAAACGAAGAAACCAUUGCAUGAACGUUUACACGAGUACAGAGAAGAUAAUGCGCUUCUUACAAAACAACCUAAUGUUUACAAAUUGCCACCAUCUAUGCAACCUAUCUCCUGCAAACCACUGUUCUUUGAUUUAGCCUUCAAUAUGGUUGAAUUCCCUGACCUGAGUGAGAAACUUGGUAACCAAACUAAGAAAGGAGGUCAAGCUGGUCUUACAGGAUUUGUUAAAGGUCUUUGGGGUUGGGGUAACAAAUAAAACAGGGGAAACAUUUAAGAAACAUUCAAUUUUGGAUAUUAUCGCACAUAGUACGAUAAUGUAUUUUUACCGUAUUCAAUCGGCUCGACAAAAACCGAGUUUUCACUUAUAACAACAGCAAUAUUGAAUAAUGAAAAUAAAGAGGAUAUUAUUAAUA